AUGGCUGCGGAAAAGAAGGCGGAAGGUCCGAACGUGGACGCCAAGCCGGCGCCGACUGACGGCUCGCAGAAGGCCGAUCUGGAAGCGGUGCCGAAGGGCGCAGAGCAUGCAAACGGCGGGGAGGAGGUCGAAGCCACCGGCGGAGACUUUCCAGGCGAUAAAAUGACGACCGAUUACGAAGACGAGUAUCUCGGCUAUGACGUGGCGGGAGACGCGGCGGACGUCGGCGAGGCCGGAGGCGUGUCGUCGGCGCUGGAGGGCGGAGCGACCCCGUCGUCCAGCCCACCGCCGGCGGGGACCACGACGCCAGCCCCGGAAGACCAGCCGACCGACCCCGUGGAGCAGCCGGCGGCCGGUUUCGGCAUCCCCGGCCCGCCGGGGCUGACCGCCGCGCCGUCGCGGACCGCUGCAGCCGACGAGGGCAGUGUCGCGCCGCAGACGGGGGACCAGCGCUCAGCGGAGCCCGCGGAGGACGACGGCAGCUUGCCGCCUGCCCCCGUCCUGACCGCCGGACGGCACUCUGCCCGGGAAAGCGAUGCCUCGGAGGUCCCGGGGCCGGGACGGCAGGCGCUGCAGGACACCGCCGAGGGGGUGCCGAUGCCGGGGCAUGGCGGUGACGAGAUCCUGUCGAAGGGGCAGGCUUCGGAGUGUGGGGAGCCCGGUGAGGCCGCUGCAGCGUCGGUCGGGCUGGAUGCCGAGCGCGGCCUGCUGCGCGAGCGGCGCCGGCUGGUGCGCGAGCUGAAGCGGAGGCGGCCACCUCUGGGCGACGCUAGCCCGACCGCGCUGCCCAGCUACGACCCGCUGUCGCGCGACUACCGCCGGCCGUCGUACGCGCAGUUCCGGGGCGAGGCGGCGCUAAAGCGGGCCGUCAGUAAGCUGCACCAGCGGCUGACAGUCUACAAGGAGGAGACGGACUCCUUGAAGGCGCAGCUGGAGCAGACCAACAAACAGCUGGUGGAGGGUGGGUCGGUGGACAGCCAGGCGAAGCUGCAGGCGGCCGCUGCCGACCAGCAGGCGGCUGAGGACGAGCUCGAGGACGCCCGCUUUCAGAUCACCGAGCUGAACGGCCAGGUGGCCGCGCUCGAACAGGAGCUGCAGGAGGCGCAGCAGGUGCUCGAGGAGCAGACGGCCAUGCUCAGCUCGCAGCAGGCAAACAACCCUCAGCUAGACUCUAUGAUUGUGGAGACGGUGAGCAAGCUGGAGACGGAGCUGAAGCAGCAGCGCAAGAAGCUGAUGGGUGAAGUUGACAAGCUGAAGAAAGACAAGAAGCACCUCAACGAGGAGCUGUCAAAGACCAGGCCAAAAAUUAAACAGCUGGAGUCCCAGCUGGCAGAGUCUGAGGGCCUCGUCAGUGAGCUGGACACGCUGCGCGGCGUGCUCAAGAGCCGCGAGGACGGCACCGACAACGGUUCGGAUGGAAAUGUUCAGGCACUUCUGGAUGGGAGUAAGCUUAAGGCCCAGGUUGAAAAGCUUACGAAAGAGAGAGCUAAACUGAAGGAGAAAUGGAGACAGGAGCGGGAGAUGCUGAAGAAGGCUCAGGAGGCCGAGAAGACACUGGCCGCUGACCUGACGCAGCUGUCCGAACGCUGCGAGAAGGCCGAGGUGGACAAGUUCGAGGCCGAGUCCAAGCUGGACCACCUGGAGAAGUACUUCCAGAAGAAGGAGGUCUCCUUCCAGGCGGAGAUGGGCGUGCUGAAGUCGCGCCUCAAUCACACCGAGGGAGACGCCUCCAGCAACCAGGGCCUGCUGCUCCAGUACAGCGAGCAGCUGGAACAGAACAAACUGCUGAUUGAGUCGCUCAAACAGGAGAUUCAGGACCAGGAGCGCUCGUUCCGCUCCCAGAUCCAGGCGCUGGAGAAGCGCGCUCACGAGAGCUGGGUCACGUGCCGCCAGGCCGAGCGUCGGCUGGAGGAGGCCAACAGAGAGGCGGCGCAGUACCGCGCCCUGUGA
This is a messenger RNA of Pollicipes pollicipes, 1950 nucleotides long. Its product is annotated as transport and Golgi organization protein 1. Gene Ontology annotation, cellular component: endoplasmic reticulum exit site; endoplasmic reticulum membrane. Lineage: Eukaryota; Metazoa; Arthropoda; Thecostraca; Pollicipedomorpha; Pollicipedidae. The coding region runs from base 1 to 1950 and encodes 649 amino acids. The record is from RefSeq and is a predicted model, not a curated record. The transcript has 14 exons. Gene Ontology annotation, biological process: vesicle cargo loading; endoplasmic reticulum to Golgi vesicle-mediated transport; protein secretion.